AUACAUUUGUCCACUUGUCCAAAAAAUGCUAAUGCUAAGAGUGCUAUUUGUGGUUAUUAUACUUAUAAUCGGAAAUUUGCUUGGAGAUUGUGCUGUCAUAGAUCAUAAAUUUCAUUCAUCAGAUGAUGAUUCACUCAUUGAAUCGCAAUCAAUGGCGCGCAUAGUAAAUCGCAUAAGUCACAAGGAAAGUAACCAGUUUGACUUGCCACCAUCAACCUAUGUAGGUGACAUUACACGAACUUCCUCUGUUGAUCCGGGAAACCCUUGUCUACAUGCGUCAUCUGAUAUACCUCAGAUUAAUGCUGCUCAAGAACCAAAGAUUAAUGGAAACCCAUCAGUUACCCAAACACAGUUCAGUUCCCAUGUAAACACUCAUUCAACAUAUUCCACGGAUUUUCAAUUGCAAAUACAGAAUACACGACCAGUUCAGCACAUUCAUUACCAUUACCUUGUACCGAAUACUUCUCCGAAGCCACAAAUAAAUUAUGUAUCCCAAUCCCAGACCAACGCCUAUAAUGUUAAUUCAGAAAACAAACAUUCAUCCGUUGACUUGCAACCAUCGAAUUUCAAUGGAAAUAAUCUCCAGUCUGCCCAUCGAGAAGUAAACCAAGUCAACCCUCUGUACUCAGCUGUGGGCAAUGGUGAAUAUCUUUACGAUUCCGCGGACGAGCACCAGGGUCAAGCAUCUGAGAAUACUUCGGUUUACCAAUUGAGAGAUCCGGGAUUCGAGAUAACGCCAGAAGAAAAUCCAAUACAAGCGGCUACAGUUAAAACAAAUAUGGAAAUGAUUACAAGGGAACCAGUUCCAAGCCAGCAAGUGGAUGCAGUCAGCCCAAAUCCACCGGAAGUGUACUUUAUUAAAUAUUAUGGCAAUGCAAAUAACAAAACUACAAUUUCACCUGAUACACAGAAACCUAAAGAUUCUUCAAAUGAGAUUACGGAUGGCAGUGGCUUAAUAGACAUAAGAUCGGGCAUUGAAGAAAUACUUCUGGAUAGUCAAGUUAAGGAUAGCAAUCCUAAUAAUGAACACUCCGCCUACAAUGUCCCAUUAAAUUAG
Drosophila eugracilis is the source of this 1057-nucleotide messenger RNA. RefSeq lists its product as uncharacterized. Lineage: Eukaryota; Metazoa; Arthropoda; Insecta; Diptera; Drosophilidae. The record is from RefSeq and is a predicted model, not a curated record. Bases 26 to 1057 code for a protein of 343 amino acids. The transcript has a single exon.